CUUCAGUUCACUAGGUCUAGAUACUUAUACAACUUUGGUCGCAGAUACAGAGUCCCUGCUUGUGAGCGAAUCCUUGAAUCCAGCGUUUUGGCAUGAAUAAACGAAUAUGCGUCAAGACAAAAUUCAAUGUACAUAUGUAUCCGAAGCACAUCCGAAGCUCGUACUUGAGAACCACUGCUUUACAUAACAUGUAGCAACACCUAGGGUAAGAUCUUAUCUUAUCGUGUUUCCCAGCGCCAUCAUGAUGACUGCUGACAUCCUUUGUCCCAUGACUUCACGAUCUGCCAGUCUCGGUCACUCACUUUUUCGGGACCGUUUCAGGAACGCUCCUACCGUCCAAUGCCUUGCUAUGCUACUGGAUAACUCUCGCUCACCUCUGCUCCUGUCCUUCAAUCUAUGUUUUGGGGUUCCCGCCACCCACUCAUUCUCAAGGGCCAAGGCACCCUUCAUUUGAUAUCUCCAACUUGUCCAAUGUCGACAUCACCCGACUGACAUCUACACGCUGUAAACCAGUCAGAGCGCGACACCCCUAUGUGGCUGCGACCGAGUGCAUACAGCCGGCUGCGAAAUUCGCACACCGAAUGACUCCCGUCAGCAGCCCUUGACGCGGGGAUGUCAAGAGUGAGGCGAGAGUGCUAUAAGGGGACAGGUGCUGCAUUCCCACCUCCCUCAAUCGUCUCCCGUUGGAUCAAGCCCUCGCAAUGUCCUCCCACAGCCCCAUCUUUGGUCUCUACUGUUUACCCUCGGGCGCCUCCGCCGCGUGCACCCCCGUGUCGUUUCCGCUGCUGAGCGUGCGCAUCUCUGCGCGUCUCACAGACCUCUCAGCGCAGGUCACGCUGGUGCAGACGUACCUCAACGCCACUGCGCCCGGAGUGCCCACGUCGACCGAAGCUCGCUACGCGUUCCCCGUCCCCGCUCGGGCGGUCGUUCACAGCUUCACGAUGAUCCGGGGGGACGGGACGAGGGUCGUGGGGCGUGUACAAGAGAAGCGUGCGGCGAGGAAGACGUAUGAUUCCGCCGUCCAGCGCGGCAAGCAGGCCGGGAUUCUGGAGCAGUCGACACCCGAUGUCUUUCGCGUUUCAGUGGGGAACAUACCUCCCAAUGAAGAGGUCCAAAUCGAGUUGGUCUAUGCUACCGAGCUCACUGAGGAUGAGGAGAACGAUUCGGUACGGUUUCACGUUCCCAUGCACAUUGGUGCCCGGUAUGGUGUCGCGCCUGCGGAGCUCGGUGGCUUUGAGAGCCAAAACGUUCGCUCUCAUGGUGCAUUCCUCGAGAUGAUUACACACAUCGAAUCCACGUCGCCGAUAUCCGAAAUUGGCUCGCCAUCGCACACAAUAUCCACGGAGCUAGGCCCAGAUCCUGCGUUGCCCAACGCCAGCCAGCUGCCCUUCUCGCACUACGCCCGGGUCUUCUUGUCUUCCGACGCUCAGCUGCAGAAGGACUUCGUGCUGACCGUCAAAUCCGCCGGGCUCGACACCCCGCGCUGCGUAGCUGAGACCAGGGAAGGAGAAGUCGCGAUGGGAUUGACAUUCGUCCCGCGUUUCGUGCUUCCCCCCGUUGCGCGACAGGAGUACAUCUUCCUCGUCGACCGCAGUGGAUCGAUGGAUGGCCAGCGGAUGAUGGCGGCGCGCAAGGCCCUGGUCGUGAUGCUGCGCUCGCUGCCACACCGCGACUCCUCGUCGUUGUUCAACAUCGCCUCCUUUGGCUCAGAUUGUACACUCCUCUGGCCCCAGGGCAGCCGAGCGUACGAUCAGGAGACGCUGGAGCAGGCGACGGAGCAUGUCGACUCGAUGUGGGCUACAUACGGAGGGACCGAAAUCCGGUAUGCCUUGGGGAAAUGUUUUGCGCAGCGCCAAUCCGACCGGCCGACGAGUAUCUUCAUGUUGACGGAUGGCGACGCCUGGGAUCUGGCCGGCGUGCUGGAGCUGGUGAAAGGCACAGUGGACAAGCAUCCUGUGCGCGUGUUCGUGCUGGGCAUCGGCGACGCCGUGUCGACGGCUAUGUGCGAGGGGAUCGCACGCGUGGGUAACGGGGCGUGUAUGUUCGUGGGCGAGAGCGAGACCAAGUUCACAGGGAAAGUCGCAAGACUGCUCAAAGCGGCCAAGACGCCUGUCAUCGGAGAUGUCCAUGUCGACUGGGGAUCGACAGUCGUCAGCGAUGAAGCUGAAGAGGAAUUUGAAUUACUCGAAUGUCCUCCCGCGCCACAAACGAAACGAUCUGCCAAGCUAAAUUUGUUUGACUGCGAUGUCGAUGUCCUGGAGUCGGACGACAGUCCAGCUCCUCCGCCGUCUCUCGAGAUUAAUCUGCCACCAAUUCCUUCUGCCCAGCAAUCUCCGUUCAAGAUUCGCAGUCUGCUACCUGGUGUGCGGUGUACUGUUUAUGCCAUCUUGCAAUCAUCACAGAUUCCCCCUAAAGUAGUUCUCCACGGCACCACUGCAGACGGUGCCACCAUCGAGCUGCCUGUAGACGUCACUGCCAGCUGUCUGGGGACUAUAGCACUGCAUGCUAUUUCCGCGCGCAAGAUUAUUCAGGAUCUGGAAGACGGACAGCACGGGCUAGCGCGCGAUGGCGACCCAGAUCUGCUCUCUCGGACAGUGAAUGCAGCGAUCGUGCGAUUGGGCACUAAAUACGGCAUCGCGUCGUCGCAGACGUCGUUUGUCGCCGUGGAUGAGACUAUCGAGAGCGUUGAUGCAAAUGAAGUGGAGACAUUUGAAGAAGGAUUGAAUUCACUGCGGACUUUGGCCUCGGCUUCGGCUUCGUCGGCACCGUCUGCCGGAGUGCACAUGCCAGCACCAGCGGCGCCGCCGCCACCUAUGCUGAUCGCAGCACCGCCACCCCCGCCGCGAGCACCGCCUCCAGGCUCAGUGGCUCCGAGUUCCUCAUCGGAAUCAGAUGACACAUAUGGCAUAGGAUCUGAUGCGGGAUCACACACCGCACCUCCCAUCGACGACGCCGAAGAGUCGGAUGACGACAUGGGCUUUGGGCUGUUCGACGGUGGCACACCUCCCCCGCACGUCGACUCGGAUUCACUUGUGAACUCGGACCCGCUGGAGGCGCUCGCCCGGCUCCAGUCCUUUGACGGAGCCUUCUCCGCCCAGGUGCUCGAUCUCGCGUUCAUGCACCUCACGGUCGACCGUGCGGGACUCCGGGCGCUGCUGUCGCUGCCCGCUGGGCUCAAGGACGAGGACGUGCUGCUUGCGACGGUGCUUGCGAUGGCGUAUCUGAGCAGCCAGCUGGGAGGGGACGUCGAGCGCGAGUGCUGGGAGGACAUGUACUCGAAGGCACACGACUACGUCUGCGACGCACUGGGCUGGCAGAGCGCGCAGCUGAUGGCAUCACAGGCCAAAGCCGUGGACGUGUUCGGAUAGUUCUGCGGCUGCGCAUGGAAUGCGAGAUGAGGGCCUCCGAAUGAUAGCCGUGAAACGCCUGCUCGGCGUUCAAGCUCUCGGUGAGUAAUAUGUACCCAAAGAUCUCAUCACUACGUAGUACAGACACCGGCUAUGUACAUAUCGUAAACCGAGGCGUGAAAUGCAAUUCUAUACAUUCCAGUGGCAGUGUUCGUCAAAUUUUAGUUAGCGUGGUCGGGGAAUGUUGAGUCGUUGAACGCUGGGUGUUACAUAUCGGCGACUCCAAUAUAUUGAAGCCUGGAGUUUGAGCACUACUGCGCAUACAUAUCCCACUCCAACUCGGCUGGUGAUUGGCUCCCCGCUAGCUCCAGGCACGCGCAGACACCUUUUCGGCGGAGAACAUCCAUCGCCAGACUAGUCGCUAGCGGGAACGGAGAGCGAGCUGUCCGGGCGCGCUCCAGGUGAGCAAGGAAGAGGCCGGGACCUGAAACACGCACCCAGUGUAGUCCUGUAGCAUUAAUAUUAUUCACGCCCUGCGCUAAGCGAGCGCGAUAUAAAAGGGACUGGCGAUAAUCGUCGGAGCUGCAACAUCUCAAUGAGCACCACCCAGAGCACACCCGCCCACGUAACAGUCCUUGUCAUCGGCGGUGGCCCCGCCGGGAGCUACACCGCUUCGGUAUUGGCCAGGGAAGGCAUCGACGUCGUGGUGCUCGAGGCGGACAAGUUCCCCAGGUGCGUAGCCGGAUAGAACUGCGUGACUUGCAUGUAGCUCACGUGUCGCCGGAAGGUACCAUGUCGGCGAGAGCAUGCUGCCCUCCCUGCGCCAUUUCCUCCGAUUCAUCGACGCGGAGGACAAAGUCGAAAAACAUGGUUUCCAGAAAAAGCCCGGCGCUGCGAUUUCGUUGAAUCAAUGGAAGCGGGAGGGGUACACCAACUUCGGCAUCGGCAACCACUCCUGGAACGUCGAACGCGCUGAACUGGACGAGAUCCUCCUGCGCCAUGCACAGGAAUGCGGCGCCCAGGUCUUCGAGGAGCACAAAGUCCUCUCGCUCGGCUUCCGCGCCGACACGCGUCCGAUCAGCGCGACGUUCAGCGACCCCACGGGCCAGCCGCGCACGAUCACGUUCGACUACCUCGUCGACGCGUCCGGCCGCGCCGGCCUGCUCUCGACGCGCUACCUCCACAACCGACAUAUGAAUAAGAACCUCAAGAACGUCGCCUGCUGGGGAUAUUGGACGGGCGCGAACAUGUAUAGCCCCGGUACAGAGCGCGCGAAUUCGCCGUGGUUUGAGGCGCUGACAGAUGAAAGCGGCUGGGCGUGGUUUAUCCCGCUGCAGCACGGCCGAGUGUCCGUCGGCAUCGUCAUGGACGGCAAGAUUAGCGCAGCCAAGAAAGCGGGGCACACGCUGCAGGAGCACUACCUCGCGCAGCUCCAGUUCGUCCCGAAACUGCAGCAGCUGCUCGGCGCGGCCAAGCUGGCCGUCGACACAUCGGGGCAGAUCCCCCCGGUCAAAUCCGCUAGCGACUUCAGCUACACGGCCACGCGGUAUUCGGGCGACCAUUUUCGGCUCGUCGGCGACGCCAGUGCGUUUAUCGACCCGUUCUUCUCCUCGGGCGUGCACCUCGCUGUGUCGGGCGGCCUGACAGCCGCGGUGACUAUCGCGGCGUCCAUCCGGGGCCACUGCACAGAGGAGGAAGCGGGCAACUUCCACCACCACAAGGUCGCCGUCUCGUACACCAGGUUCUUCCUGACAGUCUCGGGAGCGUACAAGCAGAUUCGGAACCAGCAGGUCCCGGUCCUGAGCGACAUCGACGAGGGCAACUUCGACCGCGCAUUCGACCUCAUCCGGCCCGUGAUACAAGGCAGCGCUGACGCCGGGCGGCUGCUCACCGAAGACGAGCUGCAAAAGGCCAUGGACUUUGUGUCGCACAUAUUCACGCCGACCGACCCGGAGAUGAUGCACGCCGUGGGCACGAAGUUGCAGAUGGACGUCCUCGCGCCGGGCGCUCCGAUCUUCACGCCUGCACAGAUCGCGGCGCUCGCGGAUGGGGACGAGGACACCGCGAAGGUGCUGAACCAGGCGAACGCGACGAAGGCAGUGUACGACUUUUACACCGGGCCCGACCGGCUGCUGGGCGAGAUGGUGGACGGGUUCAUCGGGUGCACGAGGGUGGGCAGUGUGGGCCUCGUGCGCGUCAGUGAGGGCAGCCGCAAGCCGAAGGAGGAGGAGGUCAGAGGUGUCAAGCGGGACCACACCAUGCAUGCACAGCUCGCGCUGGAGCCCCAGAUUGCCCAGGUCAGGCGGAAGUAGCAAGCGUUGCGCGGUCACCUGCUCAGUCACAUGUUAGAAGUGUCCGAUGACAUCAUCUCCAUAUUUGUAUUAUUUAAUUAACUUUUCC
Molecule: messenger RNA, 5747 nt
Organism: Mycena citricolor
Lineage: Eukaryota; Fungi; Basidiomycota; Agaricomycetes; Agaricales; Mycenaceae
Source: the annotation of a GenBank genome assembly